AUGGCAGAAACUAGUCAAACUGAUGAUGAAAUGGAAUACAAUGUUGCUAUUAGUCAGACUAAGAGGGUCUCAGGAGAAUUAAAGGGACUGGAACAAGAAUUCCAAAGAGUUCCAAGUAUAAGUGUGAUGACACAGGUUCCAGAGAGUGUUGCCAUGAGUCAAGCUCCCCUCCAUCUUCUCCAAAUGUUACCUGUCGAUAGAGCCAAUCUUUCCUCUGCUCAAGGCUUUUUGUCAGUUAUCCAGUCUUCUACUAACAUGGCUUACCACAGGAUCAUGGGUGUGCUAGGUCAAAGUUUCAGACCUGCAUUGUGUGGCAUCUCUCUUCCUCAACAUGACGACAUAAGACACAGCGCUUCCAGUUUCGACACAGCAAUAGAAGCAAGUUCAGAGGAGAUUACUGUUGUGGAUGCAGCUUCAUUGAGACGACAGAUACUCAAGCUGAAUAGACGAUUGCAACAUCUAGAGGAGGAGAACAAAGAACGAGCCAAAAAGGAAACGGUCAUGUACUCAAUUACUGUAGCCUUCUGGCUGCUAAACAUCUGGCUUUGGUUGCGUCGCUAGAGGUAGCCUCAGCACUCAAAAGUAAUGUCUUGUCAGCUAGGAAUAUAGAGCUUGCAACCUUC
Molecule: messenger RNA, 623 nt
Organism: Mastomys coucha (southern multimammate mouse)
Lineage: Eukaryota; Metazoa; Chordata; Mammalia; Rodentia; Muridae
Product: mitochondrial fission factor-like
Biological process (GO): positive regulation of mitochondrial fission
Cellular component (GO): peroxisome; mitochondrial outer membrane
Source: RefSeq, a predicted model, not a curated record